Cuscuta europaea is the source of this 500-nucleotide messenger RNA. NCBI's taxonomy places the organism in Eukaryota, Viridiplantae, Streptophyta, Magnoliopsida, Solanales, Convolvulaceae. The record is from the annotation of a GenBank genome assembly.
UGAAGGCAGUCUGUAUUAGUGAUUCAUGGUGGUUAUUUGCUAUCCUAUUGCGGGAUGUCAACUAUCGUGGAAAUACUCUGCUAUUAUUUAUGUGUGCAUGCAUACAACCAACUUCACAGGGAUGUCAACUAUCGUGGAAAUACUCUGCUAUUAUUUAUGUGUGCAUGCAUACAACCAACUUCACAGUUUUUUUAAAGAUCUCUGACUCCUCUGAGUAUCUCAAGUCCUUAUUACAGAGUGCGUACCACCUGGCCACUUCCAAAGAAUUGAUUGUAAACUUUAUGGAUUAUGAGAAUUGUUUAAGUUGAAUAGGUGAAUAUUUGGUUCACUACAGGAUAUCCAUGACAACUAAUGGAUAUUAUUUCUUCUUCACUACAGCUAGAUCAUCGUCGUUUGAUAGUAAUAAUGUUAAUAUCACCUUAUCCUUAAAUCUAUUUAUGAGGGUUUAAUUUUUGUUGUUGUUGCAAGUUUUGUAAUAAAUAGUAGGAUAAACAUUUCUC